Molecule: messenger RNA, 6537 nt
Organism: Psilocybe cubensis
Lineage: Eukaryota; Fungi; Basidiomycota; Agaricomycetes; Agaricales; Agrocybaceae
Exons: 29
Coding region: 1-6537 (2178 amino acids)
Biological process (GO): activation of GTPase activity
Molecular function (GO): guanyl-nucleotide exchange factor activity
Source: RefSeq, a predicted model, not a curated record
AUGCCCGCAGAGACCAGAAGUAAAAGUCGUACAGUCGCGUCAGCGCCGGCCGCUCCUCCACCCAAGUCGCUCCGGCCGGUAUUGCGUCGCAAGGUAGCAGCGUCGACGCCCUCCCCGACCCAGGGUUCUAAACGCCGGAUGCCUCGUACAGCAGCAACUUUGGGGCAAUCGAACCCUACAUUUCGGGCUUCUGACAACCGCAUUCCGCCACAUCCUCCCUCUGAAUCCAUUUCUACGACGGGACGUCUAACACCUCAGACCGAUGCGACUAUUGAACAAUCGGAUGUCGCUCCUCCUUCUCACGACAACCGCAUUGAAAUUGACCCUCCUGCUGAUUCUCGCCUUAUGACGGAACUUGUCGGACGCGACCCUCAGCUUCCGGUUUUAUAUGAACUUAAAUCACAUCCUAAAGUCGACGACCCCAACGCCCGGAUCAUCCUGGGCAUUGCAGAUUGGUCAAUGGACGCGAUGAGGCGUAGAUUUCAUUACUCCGCUAAUUUGAAGUUUUUCUAUUUUUCAGGAAUGCUAUACAUAAAACCAAGCGACAACAUUUUUUAUUUAGAACGCGAUAGAUACGGUUCGGGGCUUCCUGGAGACGAUGUACUUAAAUCCUGGACACUGAGCAAACAUGAGCGAGAUCCAAUAGACCUUCAAGAAUGCCGCAGACUUCAGGAAGAAAUCUUGGGGCCUCAAGAACUUAUGUCUUCGCAGAAACCCGUUAAGGACACAAACGGAGAGUACUCGGGGGGUAUUCAGUUUGAACGAAGCGAUCGCGCAGUUAAUAUCAAGUCCGGUCCUCGAUGCUACACCCUUGGAUCAACCCUACAGGCACAGAAAUCCCUCAGCGCUCCAGGAGUUCAGAGCAAAGUGUAUACUCAGGCCAGGGAUUAUGAUCUGCAAAUGCGGUUCAAUAUACUUCAAGCUGGGGCAAAAGCUGGUAUUGAAGGAGUUAAGAAAGCAUCCAAGCAUUUGUUCCAGCGCCUGAAGCGUCAAGCCGAGGUGGCCUCGCUAGCGCCAGUAGGAUAUGAUGAUAAUUGCGUCUGGCCGUCUUGGCAACUGAAUGUAGCUCCUGGAGUUCCACAGCAUGAUGUUGCCUUGGAAUCCUCGCUCGGAAAAUUUGGGAUGGCACAUGUUGACGCUGCCGACAGUUCAGGUGCUCCAACUUGUAUGCACGUUCUCAGUCGCUACAGGGCCGACGUGGCGCCUGAAAAUUUUUACAUUUUAUGCUGCGGAUUGGCGUAUCUCAUGGAGGAGUUUUCCGUCAUAUUUUUCUCUGGUCUCCAUUUCCAUGGAGGUCAUCAACCCAUUUACGUCCAACAACCCAACGAAAUCUACUAUCGCCUAACUCUCAUCGGUUACCCUCCUGGUCAACUAAUUGACGGGGUUGAUAGCGUCGCUUUUGCGGCUGGAGUUAAUGAUACAACUUUUGCCAUCGGUAUUGAAAUGCGAAAUCCAGUGUCGCACAAAUUAUCGAAGACGCCAAUGUGCAAGCAAGCUACAUGGACUGCGGACGGAGGUUCUUUACUUUCUCCUAAGGCUCAUAUCAAUCACUUCAGUCGACUUCUUCUCCAAGCAAUCACGCAUUUUGCCCGUCAGUUGCCUCCGGAAUUGAUUCCACGCGUUGAUAAAUCGUUAGCCAUGAAAAUGGUUUCUGUGGUUAUCGAUAAUAAGAGAGUUACGGCGGAUGAGUGGGAUCUGGGUCCCGGAUGGAGAGGCGAUGAUGUCAAAAUCGGUACCGACUACUCAGGCAUCCUUAGUGGAUUAGGCGUUUCAUCCAUCGAGGAUCUUUCGUCAGAGGAUCUUGCAAGGCUUUGUAACUCGGAUUCUAUGUCCGAAGCACCGUACGGUAACGUUGAACUCCAAGAGGCUGUACAAGAAUGGAAAAAACACAUGGAAAGCUCAGCAAAGUCUAUUCCUUUGUGUGUAACCGCUGGAGACCACGACGAAGAAGCCGUGAUUGGAUUACAGAGCAAAACAGGUUCGCGCAAGGGAGCGGUUAAACGGGCACGGACUAGGGAUGUUUCUGAAAUGGAUUUACAUAUCAAAAAGCGUAGAAAUACAUCACAACAAACCUUGACCUCAAGCAAGGCUCGCCGAAUGAGCCAUCGCAAGGAUCCCGAAAGCGACUCCGGGCCAGAUAUCAAUCUGAACUUCGAAGACAAUCUAUAUGGAGACAGAGAUUCUACGGUCACAAAAUCGAAAGCUUCCAAGAAAAAUGCUGCUCCUAAAGAACGAAUUACCCGGCAUAGCAGUUCGGUAACAUCCCUAGGAACAAGCAAAUUUUUGAAUGCUUUGAGGCCAGAAUGCAUAUCAAAAAUUUUGGCUGCUUUAAAACGCCUCCCAAUCGAUAACACUCCCUCUCAAGGGCAGUCAAAGUGGCUUGACGUGUCUUUGAUAUCUGAAAUUCUCAGUCAGCCUGUGAUUUCAGGUGACAUUCGUAGAGCCUGCGAAUUAUACGCUUCAUACAGCCAGAAGAAGACAAUUUCGAAACUUGAUCUCCAAUUCCAACAAAAGCAGCUUCUCCUUUCCAACGUUCUAUUAUGGGAGUGGUUGGACAGCGUCCUCGAGCAAGCCUAUCGUAGCAAGGACGACAUCUCAAAUGGCUUGGGUGUACUGGUUCGACGGGUUGAAGAAGUUUUGGCUGUACAAACAAAUGCAGAGUUCGACGCCGCUUCCUUUAUCAGCGGGUUUCAACCAAGAGAAUCUGUUUACGUCUACGCUCCUCGAUCUUUUAAGUAUAACACCGUUUCGAAGACCUGCGUUCUGCAAUUUUGUUCGACCAUCCUUGAGCACUGGUUUAACUUUCCGCCUGUUGACUGCCGAUGGACUGCUUGGUUCAUUCGCGAGUUGAUAGAUUAUCUGGGAGAAGAAGUUCUCAUUUUGGAUUGCGCAUGGGAAGCCGGCCUUCACAUCAAUCAACAUGUUCUUUGUCGCAGCAAGAAUGUUGUUAUCAAGCAGGAGCAUAUCAAAGCGUGGUCUAAGACCUAUCUGUCUAAACAUCAUCUUUGCAAGACUAGUCAUUCACAAGAUCGACAACGGCUGGUGACCAUCAACAACUGGGCUACUUCCCAGCUGACUUUACCUCUUUCUGUACACAGCGACUACUUUCGCCUCCUAGCUUCCAUGCCGCCGAAAUCAUCGAAAGCAUAUCAAAACCCGUCCAGGGCCGCCAGGCCUGCAAAACCCCUAAAAGCAAACCCCGACCCUUCCGCCGCGAGGCCUGACAACUCCUCGAAAGCAAACCCCAACCCUUCCACCGGGCCUGAAAACUCUUCGAAAGCAAACCCCUCCGGGGCUGAAAAUUCCUCGGAACCCCACCUACUUUCAAGAGAAGAGCUGAUUAAGCAAUUGGCUCAGAAAGAAAAAGAGUUAGCAGAGAAAGACAAGGUUGUAAAAGACCUGAAAUAUCAAUUAUCUAAAGACCAAGAGGAUGAUAGGCUAAUACCUCGUCCCGUUGGCCAGGCAGGACGCGGUGAGGCCUUUGGUGGCUUUAACCUCGAGCUUGCCAUGGGAUUGACAAAAGAACAUUACUUGCGUCUCAAUCGGAUAGUCAAGCUAGCUGCCUUCCAGUACCUGGAUGUUCGCCAACCGUUUAGACGUCAAUCAAGAGACAAGAUAAGAUGUGCAAAAGAACGCGCUAUUAAAAAUGCCAAGGUCUUUCGCAAAUAUAGUCACGCCUGGCCCAUCGACGAAUUUUUGAAACAGUUUCUUAGCCAUUUUUCUGCAACAGCCACCAAAGAUAUAGAGGAUGAAAAGAACUCACAGGAGAAACCUGACCGAGAAGCCAUCAAGAAAUAUAUUAAGGCGUGUGCAACCAUUCAGGGCGCUCGUCUUGAGGUCCUUAGAGAUGAAGCUGGCGAUGGAACGGCUGCUAAUGACUCUGGGCCCAUUGAAGUAGAGAUGGACAAUAUUAGUUGCAGCUCGGACGACGAGGAAAACUUCAAUAAUGUCUUCAACAACGCGAAAGAUGACGAGGGAUGCUCCAAUGACAAGGAAUGCUCCGACAACGAGGAUUUGGCAGGCAAGUCCAAGGAACACCAUCAAGAAGAUACUACUCGUGAAAAGGCAUCAAAACCCGCGCUGAACAGCAACAGUGCAGAAUCAGCUAAACCUCAAGAUUCUCGCACAAAGACCGGUCGGCAAAAAGAGCGUCACGUCUCCCCUUCAUCAACUCCCAAAUCCAAGCCUCCUCCACGAUCGAUUAUGAAGACCCCUGGAUCUGUAACGCGUAAGGCACGCAAGCUUAAGUUUGUUGAGAGCGAGAGCGAUCAAUCCGAUGAAGAGGACAAAGUCUUAAAUUCAAAAGUGACUGCAAAGGCCAAGGCCAACAAGGGUGUCAAGAAUACAGGCAAAGAGCCGCUUCGUUCUAACUCUGAAAUACAGAAUAAGAAUACUGCCCUUCCUGCAAUUGGUUUGACCGCCUUGCCCAGUCCUGUGCAAGAAGAAGCUUCCACUCUCAAGUUCCACUGGCCAACUGCGAAGUCCAAAGCAGGACGAAAACCCGGUUCUUCCAAGCCUGAAGCUCACAAUGAAGUUGAAAAAGAGAAUCGAGCUCCGGCCCCAGAGCCUCUAAAGGCCUCCACACAGUCUGACCCCAACGCUUCAAAAGAGCGUACGUCUAAAGAGAAAUCAAAGGAGAUUGGCUCUUCCACAGCUACUUUGCCGCGUAAAUUUAACGGUACCGUAAGCAAAGUAGUCAAAUCUUUGCAAUCUAUACAUGAGAUUAAGCGUAUGAAACGCUCGGCUGAAGCAGCGAGUCUUGAGGCUGAGGAACUAGCCAAAAAGAAAGCAAAGAAAAAUGACGGUAAUAACGAGGUAUCACAAUCAACGACUAUUCCGCCCAGCGAAGACGCUACUUCUGAGGAGAACACGACAUCCCAGGCCAAGGCUACAUCCCAGGAGAACGCUACGUCGAAGGCUACGUCCCAGCCAAAGGCUACGUCCCAGGAGAAGGCUACGUCCCAGCCGAAGGCUACGUUCCAGAAGAAUGAGAUCGUAUUGGAUGGCUCGGAUUACCUUUCUAUCAAAUCAUGCCCUCAUCAAGGUUGUUCUAAAUCCGACGACCCCCAUCACACAAUCCCGCCUGAAGAUGAGAUAGAUAUUUCUUUGAAAAUGAUAAUGAAAGAGUAUGCCGUUGCGCGUGCCCAGUUUCGCCUUGCCAACAAUCGCAACCGUCUCAAGGCAGCCCAGAAUAUGUCCUUCAAAAGCCAGCUCCUCUGCAGCCACCUUUAUUUCAGAUCCAAAGAGAGACUGACAAGUUCGCUGGAUGCUGCACGCAGCAAUGGUUGGCCGGUGGCCGAGAUUGAUUAUGACCAGGUAGCCAACCGUAUCGCUGAGCUUCACGUAAAGCACAAUUUCCCUAUGAUAUUCGAAGGCUCCGGCACGGAUUGUGCAAGAUUCGAAACAUCUCUGCCAUGGCGAAGAUUUGUGGGCUUAAUGCUUCUUAAAUGCGAAACCCCAAAAUUAUCAUUCCUAAAUCAACUAGACAAGAGAGCGCCGUAUUGUUAUAAUGUGGCAUCUGCAGGAUACUAUGGUCCUAUUGUGCGUAGUCUGAUUGCAAGCUAUUGGACUCAGCUUGUUGUAGACGGCGAUUUAAACUAUGUUACCGAGUUGCUCGUCGACAGUACGUUUGACAUAGGUUUGUACAGACUCAAAUCUCCGGUGGAACAGAUCUCUGGACAAGAGGACGCUUUGGCAGCAUAUUCGUCAGAGGAUGCAUAUAGGUUUUGGGAUGAAUUCACAAAUUUAUCAGAAUCUGUGCGUAAAAGUCGUGCGUUCAACGCUGAAUCAUUUUUCGACAUGGUCAUGGUCCCCCACGUUGUCAACCUGCUUAUUAUGGAAGAUAUGAACUGUGCCUACGAUGACGCCGACAAAAUUCGGAGGGAAAGUGCAUCAUUUGGGAAGUUGUAUCACGGUCAUCUUGACGAUAAUGAUGAGAUGAAUUCCGUGGAUAACUUUCUACAUCAAGCCCCAAUAGAGCAAGUACAACCGAGGUGCCAUACUCCUCAGCCAUCAUGCCCUAUUCCUCAAACUCCGCUCCGAGCAGCGGGGGGCAGUAAUUCAUUACAAGCCAUGCAGGCGCAGGCGGAAAAUCAGCUUACAUCAAAACCCCCACGCCUCCAGCGAAAAACUCCCUGCAAGCCAGCAUUCAAUUCUGCAUAUUUGUAUGGCGAGCUUUCUACUAUUACUGAAAUCUCAAUGGAUGACGAGAAUCUCCCCUCAAAAAGCAAUAACACCCCGAACAAAAACUCAUCAACAACGGUCAAUAAUGAAACUCAAACUGAUCCUGCAAACCCUUCUACGGAACCCAGCACCAGCCCAAAUGCCCGCAAUGGAGGUGUUUUGGCUGACAAUUUGUCAAAACCGGUUGACGAGAAGGCUGGAAAAAAACGUAAGAGAUGGGCUGCGGAUCCUAACGAGGGCGAAAAGGAGAACUUGGUCUGUCCGUCAGAAGCAUACCACUUGAAGAAGGAAGAAAGGGCUGAAUACGCCGCCGCUACUGUAUGCACUGACGUCGGUGGCAGUCUUUCUUAUUAG